GGCGCCUAGAACGAAAAAGUGAAACUCUUUUCGGUGUUUUCCCCCAAUUUAUCGCUCAAAUAGCCAAUAUAGAACUUAAUGAACCAUACUUACCGAAGCCAAGGAUCUAAGAUACAUCCAAGAUGAGUAAUAUCUACAUCCAAGAGCCUCCAACGAAAGGGAAAGUGCUUUUGAAGACGUCAGUAGGAGACAUAGACCUAGAGCUGUGGUCCAAGGAGGCCCCUCUGGCGUGUCGGAACUUCGUGCAGCUGUGUCUGGAGGGGUAUUAUAAUGGCACGGUCUUCCACAGAGUGGUUCGAGGGCUGUGUGUGCAGGGUGGAGACCCCACCGGUACGGGGGAGGGGGGCCAGUCUGUCUACGGAAAACCCUUCAAGGACGAGUUCCACCAGAGAUUACGAUUUGUCAGACGAGGCCUGGUUGCCAUGGCAAACUCCGGACCUAACGACAACUGCAGCCAGUUCUUCUUCACACUGGACCGGGCUGACCACCUGCACGGCAAACACACCAUCUUCGCUAAGGUUACAGGAAAGACGGUUUACAACAUGCUGAAGCUUGCAGAGGUAGAAGUGGACGGGGAGGACAGGCCGCUGCACCCUCACAAGAUCAAGGCCACUGAGGUCCUCUUCAACCCGUUUGAUGACAUCGUUCCUCGUGAGAUUAUUCGGGAGGAGAAGAAGGAGAAGAAAGAAGAGGCGAAGAGCACGGCGAGAGCCACUAAAAACUUCAAACUUCUGUCGUUCGGAGACGAGGCAGAGGAGGAUGAAGAGGAGGUGAAUGCAGUAACAGAAGAGCUCCGUCCCAAGGGCAAGAGCAGCCAUGACCUUCUGAAGGACGACCCGCGGCUCAGCUCAGUCCCCGCCGUCCCCACAUCACCCUCUGCUGCAGAUAAUCAGAAGAGAAAGAAGCAAGACUCUGACGACAGUUCUGACUCUGACCAAGAUUCAGAUUCUCCAGACGAGGACAAGGAAGCCAUCAAGGAGAAGAUCCGGAAAAAGCUGAAGACCACUGCCAACGUCGAGACUCCUGCGGGAGAGGAGAAAGUAGAAACUGAUCAGGACACGAAGAGCAGGAUCGAAGCCUUGCGGGAAGAGACCAGAGCGCUGAAGAGAGAACUCCAGAGAAGACAGAAGGCAAAACAAGAAGAAGAGGAAGAGAAAGAAAGAAUGAAGGAAGAGGAGAAGGAGGAAAAAGAGGACGCCCUGGCAGAUUUCCACUCGGAACGACAGAAAUACCUGGAGAAGAAACAGAAGGAGAAGAAGAAGGGAGGGUCGAGAGAAGAGGAGACUCUGGCCCUGCUGUCCAAGUUUCAGAACAAACUGUUCUCAGUGAGGAAGGAGUCCACAGGUGAGGAGGAGGAAGAAGAACAAGAGGAAGAGGAGGAGGAGGAGGAGCAACCGUUGGGAGACAGCUGGAUGGCACAUAGGCUGCACUUCGAGGCACAGCAGGUCCAGGCGAAGGAUGCGAACGUGGUGACGGCGGACAGCUACGACAUCUACGACCCGCGUAACCCGAUGAACAAGCGGAGAAUGGAGGCCAGCAAACAGGCCAUGAAGGAGAAGGGACGCAAAUUUGUCAAGGACCAGUAGUGUAGGUAACACUAACAAAGUUUGUGUACGUUUGGUUCAGUUCAGUUUCACAUAACUGGUAAACUGCCUUUAGUUAUUAUAGGUGUAAUACACCUUUUAUUUUCUUUACUUCAAGAUUCACCACAAAACAAGGCUCAUGAGAGCGGUGACUCAAAAUGUUUUGGGUUACUGUACAGCCAGUGAGGACAGAUGUUUGUUGACCUUAGACUUGAAGUUGAAAACUGGUGAACUGCCUUUGGUGUAAUACACCAGUUUUGUACAGGAAGUACAAGCUGUGUAAUACAAAAAGUUUGUGAAACACCUUGCAGUUGUGUGCAGGUAACAGCUUUGUGUACGUUCGGUUCAGUUUGGUUGAGUUUCACAUACAUGUAGCUGGUAAACUGCCUUAGGUGUAAACACACCAGUAUUAUAUGAUUGUAUAGUAUGUAGAGGGGGGGGGGGUAUAUACAAAUGUUUGGGAUUGUGUUCUCGCCACAAAAGUGCCACCUACAUCGGCUACAUAAAGUGGCGAAAAGCAGAACUUCAGUCAGAAACUCUGAGGAAGGUGUCUGAUACACACCGAAACAUAAGCAAGGUGAGAUGAAUAAUUCUUAUUCAAUUGCUUGUUUUAAAGGCAACUCCUAUAUCAUAUACUUUACCAAUAUGAUGAAACUAUUUUCGGAAGUAUGUAGCAGCGUAAGACCAGACUAUAAGGUAAAAUGUAUUUCAUAAUGAAUUAAAAGACAUACUAGUAAUUAAUUCUUGUCAUAAAAUACUGUUGCUGAGACUUUCAGUGACUUGAUUCUUACUUGUUGUAAAUGAAUAUUAUAAAUGGUUCCUUGUUAACGUGAUAGUACUAUGCAGUAUAUCUUUAUUGUUUUUUUUUUUCAUUUGAGUGUAUAAAAGAUGAAUCAUGAGACGUUUUUAGUUUUUUGUUUGUUGGUUAAUUGUUGUUUACUUAAGAUGUAUGGGAAAAGCACAGUUUGUAAUUAUAGUUACAUGUUACUACACCAUGAUGUUGCUAUACGUGAUGUUACUAUACGUGAUGUUA
This is a messenger RNA of Branchiostoma belcheri (Belcher's lancelet), 2616 nucleotides long. Its product is annotated as peptidyl-prolyl cis-trans isomerase CWC27 homolog. NCBI's taxonomy places the organism in Eukaryota, Metazoa, Chordata, Leptocardii, Amphioxiformes, Branchiostomatidae. Gene Ontology annotation, biological process: protein peptidyl-prolyl isomerization. The coding region runs from base 123 to 1586 and encodes 487 amino acids. The transcript is spliced from 8 exons. Gene Ontology annotation, molecular function: peptidyl-prolyl cis-trans isomerase activity. Gene Ontology annotation, cellular component: catalytic step 2 spliceosome. The record is from RefSeq and is a predicted model, not a curated record.